UUGUUAGUAUUAGUAUAGUAUUUAGUAUUUAUAGCAUGAUAUGUAAUGGAUUGGUUGCAACUUUUAUCUUGCAGCAACACAUUCAAAGCUAAUGUAGCACAAAAAUUUGUUUUCAGUCAUUUUCAGUGCAAUUUAUUUAACAUUUAAGUCAAAUAUCAGCAGGUUACUUCAGUUUUAGUGGUGUUUAUGAGUAUUAGACAUUCUGUGGUCAUGUAUUAGAGGUGUACACGGUGAUGUCACUGGUCUGCGGACAUCUCCACACUGUCACUUUAAUUUCAGUGCAGUCCAGGGGGCAGGAUCGUGAGGUUUUCCUUCUCUCGGACUCGGAGUGUUUGCACCAACCACAGCAGCAGCAGCACAUUGAAUGAAGUGUGUUUGCAGGCUGCUGGCCACACGGAGGACACCGUGCUGCUGGCCUGUUCAAGAUGCCACAGAUGUACAGCCAGAAUGCAUCAUUUUUUUUAGCUGUUGAGAGGGCGGAUUUGAGCCUCGCCACAUUUCUCCAGUAGCCCCCUUUUUUCUCAGAAAGCUGCAGGGCCCUGAGAGAAAGCAAUCUCCGCCUUGAUGGUAUCUGGACAGCAGCAGCAGCAGCGCACUGCACAGACGACUGGCAGCUCUCUGCACGGAUGAUAAAGAACUUGGGAAAGGAAAUGGUCAAGAUGGCAGCUGUGUGCGGAGUGAUAAAGCUGAUGUGGUGGCAUUAGGUGUAGUAUUCUCUCAUUUUCUUUGGCAUGCACGUCGCAGGAUCGCGGCGCAGGACGCGGGCGCUUGUAAAGGAACGCUGUUUGGAUUCCUCCGAAGACUCCCCGCCGCCUCCUCCUAUCUUUAAACCCACAUUUCGCGAAAUUGCAAUGCAUGUUGGCGAGGGUGUGGGCUGUGCACGAGAAAAGGCAAUGUUUUGUUAAUGCUGGUCAGCUCCGAUCAGCUCCGUGUGCUGCGGAUAGACGCCUUGCAGGACAGAUAGACAGACACGUGCUGGGGACUGGGCUGCAGGCUGCUGGACAUUUGCAUACCGUGCAUAGUAAAUAAAGUGUCCCUGAAGCCUGCACGCGACAUUGAUGGAAUGCGACCUGAGUGAUUUUAUAACCCUUUGUGCUGCGACCGAGAUAUUGCGAGUAACAUGGCUGAGGCGCCGCGCGACGGCAACGAGCCUCCUUUAAACGUUGAGAUCGAUCCGGAUUUCGAGCCCCAGAAGCGGCCACGGUCCUGCACUUGGCCCCUGCCCCGUCCGGAGUCUGGUGCGGGCAAGCCCGGGACAAAUGACGCUGACGUAAUCCCUGAAGAAGAGGAUGAUGAGGGUGGCAGCACUGAGAGCAGCGACGCGCAGAAAGCCAGCGGCGGCAUUGUUAAAUCCCGUGCGCAGAGCGGCAGCAGCUCCAUCUCCCAGCCUGUGGAGGUCCAGCGCGGCCACUGCAAGGAGGAGGCCGCCGAUGGCUCGCCUUCCUCGGCGCAGACCCCCGCCGCGGCUCUCGGUGGCUCUGCCUCCCAGCAGCUGAGGAAGUCCUCCGCCCGCAGGAACGCCUGGGGCAACUACUCCUAUGCAGACCUCAUUACCCAAGCCAUCGAGAGCUCCCCCGAGAAAAGGCUGACCUUGUCCCAAAUCUAUGACUGGAUGGUGAGGUCUGUGCCAUAUUUCAAGGACAAAGGCGACAGCAAUAGCUCUGCUGGCUGGAAGAAUUCCAUCCGACACAAUCUGUCCCUCCACAGUCGCUUUGUGAAAGUCCAGAAUGAAGGAACAGGAAAAAGUUCCUGGUGGAUGGUCAACCCAGAAGGUGGGAAAGGAGGCAAAGCUCCCCGCCGACGGGCCGUAUCGAUGGAUAACAGCAAGUACAUCAAAGGAGCCCGAGGACGUGCCACCAAGAAGAAAGCCUCGCUGCAGGCAGCUCAAGACGGCAGCUCAGAGAGCUCCUCCAGCCUCUCCAAAUGGACAGGAAGUCCCACCUCCCGCAGCAGUGACGAGCUGGACGCCUGGACAGACUUCCGCUCCCGGACCAAUUCCAACGCCAGCACACUCAGCGGUCGACUGUCCCCGAUCCUGGCCAACCUGGAGCUGGAUGAGGUGCCUGAUGACGACUCGCCCCUCUCCCCAAUGUUGUACUCCAGCCCCAGCAGCAUGUCCCCGUCCACAGGGCCCACAGGGCUCUCUGACCUGGCAGGUACCAUGAACCUUAAUGACGGGCUCUCUGACAACCUGAUGGACGACCUUUUGGACAAUAUCAGCCUGACAGCAUCCCAGCAGCCUCCUCCUGGAGAGGAAGACAACGGAGCCAACGGUCAGGGGAGCUCAGUGUUUACCUUCAGCUGCUCAGGCAGCAGUCUGGGUAGCCCCUCUGGCAGCUACGGGCCUAACCCUCUUUUCAGCCCGCCGUCCAUCACAAGCCUGCGGCAGUCGCCCAUGCAGACCAUCCAGGAGAACAAGCAGACCACCUUCUCCUGCAUCUCGCAUUUCAGCGACCAUCAAACCCUGCAGGAUCUGCUCAGCCUGGACUCCCACAGCCACAGCAACGUCAUGCUCACCCAGUCUGACCCGCUGAUGUCGCAGGCCAGCACCGCCAUCGCCCUGCAGAACUCCCGCCGCAAUGCCAUGCUGCUCCGCAAAGACCACAUGUUGGUGAACCACACCAGUGUGGGUGAGGCCCAAAGCUCUUCAGUGCCUGGUUGGCAAGCUGGCUUGUCAACCUCUGACAAAGACGCCGGUCUCUCCGACGCCAAGCAGCCGCACCUGAAGUCUCCCAGCAAGAACGCCUCUAUGCAGCUCGGCUCUGGCUUGUCCGGCCAGGACCGCUUUCCCGCUGAUCUGGACCUCGAUGUGUUCAACGGCAGUCUUGAGUGUGACAUGGACUCCAUCAUCCGCAAUGAACUGAUGGACGCAGACUGCCUGGACCUCAGCUUCGACUCUCGCCUCACAUCCGCCCAAAACGCCAACAGGAAUUCAGGAAGCUUCUCCAGCUCAAAACAGACCUCCCCUCACAGCUGGGUCCCGAGCUGAGAAGCUCUGUCAAAGCUCAGCAUGGGCAAAAAAAGAAGUGGGGGAAAAUGUAAAUUGGGGUUCAUUGUCCUGCGUUGUGAAACUAGAGGGAAGAACGUCUGUAAAUGUGUAUUCAUGUAGUAUUUUUUCCAUGAUUUUCAAUGUGAGGCAUUAAGUUUGGUACUGUAUUUUAAGUGUCUGAGACCCACAAUGGUGUCUUCACAGAGGAGGAAAAAAAAUCUUUAAAAAGACCAAUGCCUGGGCGGUGUAAACAACAGUAUUGACUGGAGUGGAAGUACAGGACGUUUUGUUAAAACUAUAUGAAAAGCAUCAACUCGUGUUAGUCUCAGGGAAUCACUCAUACAGUAUCACAAACGUGAUACAUGAAACUGAAGAAGAAUUAUGUUUUCACCCUGCUUUCUCUCCUCUUUCACACCCUUUCAUACCUAAACCGACAUUUUUGCCAAACCAGCUGUCAGCCUGUUGUGAGUGACAGCGUGUUUACAGAAAAAAGCUGCAGAGAAUGUUACAUUAUUACGUUCCAGUGGAGGAUACUUGACAAGCUUUUUUUUAUUUUAAAGUUUCUUUGAGAGACGUAGCCUAAACGGACUAAAAGAUUUAAAAAGUGUUAAUGAAAAGCUUUUUUCUUUUUGUCCCAUUGAUGCACAGAGUCACGCACCAAAUAUCAAUCUGUAGAGGUUAAUAUGUUAUCAAGAUGUGAACUGAUCUACAUUGUGUGGUUUUUGUAUGUAAUGUUUUAUUUUUAUUUAGCGAGUUUUACCCUGUGAUUUUAGUGACAUUACUGUGAAUUCUGUUCCUUCUAAAGAGGUGCAUUACUGAAGUCUUGAUAAUAUGGUGUUUCUGCUGCAGAUCCCUUUUCACCAUCUUCCCUCCUCCUCUUCCUCCUCUUCCACUUACUGCAAUAUUGGAAGUACUGCUCAGUAUACAGAGUUUAGGACAGACUUAAGGACUGUGUUUAGCAAGAAACUCUAGCUCUAGUCGACACCAUUUACAUUAGCAAACACGUAUUUGGAUUAAAGUAACCACACUUAGAGACUCCAUAGCACUCAGCUACAAUAUUUUGGUGUUUGUUAAUUUGAAGGAGUUCUUGGUGCUAUAAAUAAGACGAUAGCAGGGAGUGGCUGCAGAUGGAGCAGCAUUUGUAGCCUCCCCUUUGUUAUCAGCACUAUAGCAGGUGCUGGGUCAAACGUGUUUCCAACCCUGUGCGAGGAGGUCGUAUAGUAUCUUAGAGCCAUUUUUGCCAUUUGAGAAAGAAACAACCACAGUAUUUUAAAUAUUGCCAAAAUAUUUCUGCAUUUAAAUAAGUGGAAAUAAGAGGAUAUAUAGUGUAUGAAUAUUAGGAACCAGUGCUAUAAGGGCAAAAAAACAAAACAAAAAAAACCCCAUCAACAUCAGCACAGUUUUUGUAGGAACGGCAGGAUGAACUUUUCUUAGUUUACAUUUUUCAUCAGCUGGAAACUGUCAAUUUUCACUGAAUUUGUCAUGUUGAAUGAAAUUUUAUUUAUUUUAUUUUCCAUGUGUAAAUAUUUUGUGCUUUUCCAUAUGACGUGUGGUUGAGCUGAGUAAAAGCACUUUUGUUUAAAUGGUCCGCUCAACAUUUUGACCACCUCAAUCGGGUAUUGAUCAAACAGCAAAUGGUGUCCUCCAUUUGGAGUUAUUGAGAAAAUCUAAAUGUUACAUCCUAUUGAUUAUAAAGGGACAGUUCACCCCAAAAUCAAGAAUACAUUUCCUUUUACCUGUAGUCCCUCCAGGAUUUCAUAGGCUUUUUCAUUUAUUAAUUUUCUGUAAUCGCUUAUCCUGUUGGGGGUCGCGGGGUGGGUGGAGCCUAUCCCAGCUGACAUUGGACGAGAGGCGGGGUACACCCUGGACAGGUCACCAGACUAUCACAGGGCUGACACAUAGAGACAGACAACCAUUCACGCAUACAUUCACACAAGUCAACCUAACCUGCAUGUCUUUGGACUGUGGGAGGAAGCCGGAGUACCCGGAGAAAACCCACAAUGACACAGGGAGAACAUGCAAACUCCACACAGAAGGGCUCCCCCACCCAGGGUUUGAACCCUGGGCUGUUUUGGGGAUUGUUGCACCCUAAGAUGUCUGAUUACACGGCAGCUUUUCUAAAAAGAUUGUUAUGCGUGUUACAAUGUUUUUAGGCAGCUUUACAAAUAAAUUACGGGGCAAGUGAAAAUUGCGAACACAUUAGCAAUACUAUCUUGGAUUUGAAGCCUUAUAAUGAGCAGUCAGUGUUUCCCUCAGGAUUAGGAUCUAUUUGUGAUGGUAGGAGGGGCAACAGCUGAUCGCCACCAUCAGUUUGUUGCAGCGCUGAAGGACUGUCUCCGUGAGCCGCUCUCCUCCUGCUCUCUCUGCCUGGUUUACACGAGCUAACACAGCAGCAACUGCAGCUAACAUUCAAAACUGAGCCAUAAUACUGUCCCAACAAUCUCACACUGACACCGAAACGGCUUGACUCUGUUGUUAAACCUGUUACUAACCGUUGAGUAACAUUAGCCGUAUGAUGCUAAUAAUUAGAUUGUCGUUGUGUGUGAUAGUCUCAGACGCAGAGCUCACACUCACGCAGCAGCAGUCUAAUGAUAGACAGAGCUGGGCAAGGAGGGGCUGCGCAUUAGCUACUGCCCUGAAGGAAGUGUGUAUCUACUCAUGAACAAGAGGUUCAUGCUUGUUACAGUGUGAGAUGUCAAUAUUAAUGCUGUCCUCCUCGGCUGAGCUGCAACGUUAGCUAGCUCAGUGGUGCUAGGUGCGCUAGCAGUAGAUGCACGCUGCCUUCUGAGCGGUGAUUCGGUUGACAGGUGUAGUUCAGUAUAAGGAAAAUAGUUCCUGCAUGAAACUGCUCACAACAAGGUCUAUGGAUUAUCUUGAGUAACCAAUUCAUGACUUCUUGAAAGAGACAUUGCUGUUGAUUUUUUCAAAUGUAAUUUUUUGGCGCUAUGAGCACCACAAGCUGAGUGCCAUCUAGUUCCAUUAUAUUUGAGAGAAGGCAGACAUCUCUAUGGUCGAUAUCUCCAACACUCAGCAACUCAUACCAAAAUAAUCUAGACUGAUAAAUAGCACUACAGGUAAGAGGGAAAAUAUAUAAUUUUAAUUUUAGGUGAACCGUUCCUUUAACUGAGAUAUUUAAUCCCAUUUGCUUAUUAUUUGAUUUUACAAAAACACUCUGCACAGCUGUGCUUCCAAAUAUUUUUCGUAGCUUCACAUGGAUGAUUUCACACUGAUUCUAAGCUUAAUUUUUUUCCUACAUUAAUUUUGAGUAACUCUCACUGCCAAUAUUCAAACUCCAUUUCUUCCUAUUGCUCCUACAAAACAAAAAGAGACAUCAAGUUGACAUUGCCAGUUGUAAUUCCAGCUCCUAUCUUGGCUGUAUCAGAGAUGGUGCAUGUAAAUAAAGCUUAAAGAACCACU
Molecule: messenger RNA, 6406 nt
Organism: Epinephelus moara (kelp grouper)
Lineage: Eukaryota; Metazoa; Chordata; Actinopteri; Perciformes; Serranidae
Gene: foxo3a
Product: forkhead box O3A
Exons: 2
Coding region: 1121-2989 (622 amino acids)
Biological process (GO): regulation of transcription by RNA polymerase II
Cellular component (GO): mitochondrial matrix; nucleus
Molecular function (GO): DNA-binding transcription factor activity, RNA polymerase II-specific; RNA polymerase II cis-regulatory region sequence-specific DNA binding
Source: RefSeq, a predicted model, not a curated record